Messenger RNA from Carassius gibelio (silver crucian carp), 1231 nucleotides. RefSeq lists its product as uncharacterized. The record is from RefSeq and is a predicted model, not a curated record. Lineage: Eukaryota; Metazoa; Chordata; Actinopteri; Cypriniformes; Cyprinidae. Bases 203 to 1189 code for a protein of 328 amino acids. The transcript is spliced from 5 exons.
UUUCCCUUUUCUCAACAGGUCCCCCUUGUUCCUUCAUCAUUUAUUUUAAAACUUCAGUUUCAUUACAAAGCAAAAACAAAGGCACUUUUAAGAGCCAUGUUUGUCUAUUUAAUUGUUGUUAGUCCGUCUAGUUCUCUGUUGUUCUUGCUCAUUUGCUCUUCCCCCUAUCCCUUUAGUGUUGUUUUGUUUGUCCUUGUUCGUCAUGAGUGACCAUUCCAAUUUCGAACAGGUCCUUAAUGAGCUUGAUGAGCUUGUUGAGCAUUCUGAAUUAAAUUAUGAACUCCAGACCUUGGAUGAUUUCAUUAAUAAGAUGUCGGGAGAACAGGAUGCAGCACCAUCCACCAGCCAUCAACCUGUCAGGUGGUUGAAGAGAGACAGUGAUGGAAAUGUUGUCUAUGACAGACCAAGGUCAUCCCGAAACCAAACGGCUAGUCACAGCUACAGUCGUAAGGCUGGUUCUCAUCCUAGAAUGUUGGACAGCAGCGUUGACAUAACAAACUACUGUCCUCCUGACACUGUUGAGACUUUCCUUGAAGAGCUAAACCACUCACAGGGUGAUGACUUGGAUGAUCAGGAAACGGCACCAGCACCACCACGAGCCUCUUCAGACUGGUCUACUCGAAAAAGUCUCCUCUCAGAGAGGUGGGAGAAAGAAAGAGCCUGUCUGGUGAAUACCAUGGUAGCACAACAAAAUGUGACAACUCAGAUCUGCCAACAAUGUGGCAACAGUCCAGCUGCUGUCCGUUGUCAUGACUGCAGACCACAACCAUUUUUCUGUGCUGAUUGUGAUGUCAGUAUACACCGAAACCACAUAUUCCACAACAGGGAUGCAACAAUAGCUGGAUUCUUUCAGCCAUUGCCUCCAACAACCUGUGUCGUGGAGAGGGCUCUUUCCCUGUGUGUGUGUAUUGUGCCAUUGGAGAUGCCCAAAAAAAUAUGUAGUUGUUCUCCAGGAUCGUUGAGUGUCAACACAGGAAAAGUUGUUGCUGUGGUUACAAUGAAUGGACGAUAUGAUCUCAGUAUGCCUGAGAUGAAAUGCGAGGCAUGCAAAGCCACAUGGAGCCCUGGAGUGGAUGACUUAGUCCGUAAUGACUACUGGCCUGCUACCCUUCACUUUUCCACAGUGUACUCUACAGAUGUGUUUUAUUCAUAUGAAGAGUUGAAGAUGGAAGCACCAGGACUGUCAUGACAAGCAUUUUUAAGAAUGCUUGAUCAAUGAACUCUCCGCUUU